CACCUGAUUGGCUGAAGGGCACGGCGCACGCAAAGCUGCACAUCUUUGCCAAACAAUCAGGGCUGGUGGAUAUCGAAUGCGUCCUCUUCUCCACAGAUUUCUUUAGAAAGAAAUCCCUUCAAGCAUUUCGUUUUGCUCUCGUUUGAAAGGAUGGCUGAAAGCGAGGUGGACACGCCGAGCACCCCGAUUGAAUAUGAGAGCAAAUACUUCGAGUAUCAUGGAGUUCGACUCCCUCCUUUCUGCAGGGGCAAGAUGGAUGAGAUCGCCAACUUUUCGUUAAGAAGUAGCGACAUAUGGAUCGUUACAUACCCCAAAUCAGGUACGAGUUUGUUACAGGAGGUGGUGUAUCUUGUGAGUCAGGGUGCGGACCCAGAUGAGAUCGGGCUCAUGAAUAUUGAUGAGCAGCUUCCUGUGUUGGAAUAUCCACAGCCGGGAUUGGAGAUCAUCCAGGAGCUGACAUCACCUCGUCUGAUCAAAAGCCACCUGCCGUAUCGUUUCAUGCCUACAGCGAUGCACAAUGGAGAAGGCAAGGUGAUCUAUAUGGCCAGGAACCCUAAAGACCUGGUUGUGUCCUACUACCAGUUUCAUCGCUCUUUACGAACCAUGAGCUACCGGGGUACAUUCCAGGAGUUCUGCAGGCGAUUCAUGAACGAUAAGUUGGGAUACGGCUCCUGGUUUGAGCACGUUCAGGAGUUCUGGGAGCAUCGCAUGGACUCGAAUGUUCUCUUCUUGAAGUAUGAGGAUAUGUACAAGGAUCUGGGAACCCUGGUGGAGCAGCUGGCUCGCUUUCUUGGCAUCUCGUGUGAUAAAGUCCAGCUGGAGAGCAUGGUGGAGAGCUGUAACCAACUCAUCGACCAGUGCUGCAACUCCGAGGCCCUGUCCAUCUGCCGGGGUCGCGUUGGACUUUGGAAGGACAUUUUCACUGUGUCCAUGAAUGAAAAGUUUGAUGCAGUUUACCGACAGAAGAUGGCAAAGUCUGACCUGACCUUUGACUUUAUCCUGUGAGGGAGUGACACUGGACUAUCCAGCCAGUUCACCUGCAGUGCUAGAUGUCACCUGAUGGACAUUCCCCAUCCAGAUUUGAUCUUUCCAUCGUUAAUAUCUCUUGCUCAUAAAUGCUUUCUUUAGUUCCUCAAAAGCUACUUCUUAGUCAGUACUAAGAGGCCUUUUUUUUCUCUCAUGUGUAUUUGUAUAAACAGUGCAUCAGCAGUGCUGGUCCAAAGUGUAAGCACAGUGCUUGUUGCGUUUGCACAUUGUACAGAGCUACUCCA
Messenger RNA from Carassius auratus (goldfish), 1271 nucleotides. RefSeq names its product sulfotransferase family 4A, member 1. Gene Ontology annotation, molecular function: sulfotransferase activity. The transcript is spliced from 7 exons. Lineage: Eukaryota; Metazoa; Chordata; Actinopteri; Cypriniformes; Cyprinidae. The record is from RefSeq and is a predicted model, not a curated record. The coding region runs from base 151 to 1005 and encodes 284 amino acids.